Messenger RNA from Daphnia magna, 745 nucleotides. Its product is annotated as dynein axonemal light chain 4. Gene Ontology annotation, biological process: microtubule-based process. Gene Ontology annotation, cellular component: dynein complex. The transcript is spliced from 3 exons. The record is from RefSeq and is a predicted model, not a curated record. Lineage: Eukaryota; Metazoa; Arthropoda; Branchiopoda; Diplostraca; Daphniidae. Gene Ontology annotation, molecular function: dynein intermediate chain binding; dynein light intermediate chain binding. Bases 157 to 492 code for a protein of 111 amino acids.
CGCCAAUUGAGGUUAGAAGACAGCAAUUGGUUGUCAUAAUAGCGAGCAUCACGAGACAAAGAAAUCGUGGGCCGUAUACUAAAAUUGAUUUUUCGCCCCAUUCCCAUCAACUUGUUACUUUUUUACCUCACUUAUUGAUUUAUUAGCUCCUACAGAAUGGAUACAACCGCAGAUUUGAACAGAAGGGACGACUCGGACAUGGCUGCUUCUAGAAAGGCUAUCCAUUAUUACCCACUAAUUCGGCAUGCAGACUUGUGUGAAGAAACCAAACAUGAAUGUGUGGAAAUCAUCGUUGCAUCCUGUGAAAAAUAUCCGUCUAAUCAUGAGGCAGCUGCAAAACAGAUAAAAGAAACUCUUGAUAAAAGGUGUGGUCCAUCUUGGCAUUGUGUUGUUGGGGAAACUUUUGCUUUAGAAAUUUCAUAUGAAACUAAAAAUAUUAUAUACAUGUUCUUAAAUAGUAAUUUGGGAGUUUGUGCAUGGAAAUGUAGUUGAUUCGUAGUUGAGUUGUAUUUGAGAAUGAUUGUUUCCUUAGUUGUUGGUUGAACAGUCUUUUUAUUCAUUUAGCAAUAAUUUGUGCAAGAAGUCCCAAAAUCUCAUUGCACGUGUUAAAAACUCAAAUCCUUUAAAUUUAAGCUUCUAACAUGUUUACUACCCAAAGAUUUUCUGAUUUUCACUUACAUGUAGAAGUACGGUGAUUUUGAUGUUGUACUUCCCUAACCAAAUAAAUUAUUUUUACGAUAAAAAA